Gymnogyps californianus (California condor) is the source of this 315-nucleotide messenger RNA. Its product is annotated as gallinacin-11-like. The record is from RefSeq and is a predicted model, not a curated record. Gene Ontology annotation, cellular component: extracellular region. Bases 1 to 315 code for a protein of 104 amino acids. The transcript has 3 exons. NCBI's taxonomy places the organism in Eukaryota, Metazoa, Chordata, Aves, Accipitriformes, Cathartidae. Gene Ontology annotation, biological process: innate immune response in mucosa; defense response to Gram-positive bacterium; defense response to Gram-negative bacterium. Gene Ontology annotation, molecular function: CCR6 chemokine receptor binding.
AUGAAGUUCUUCUCCUGCCUCAUGGCUCUUCUCCUUUUCCUCCUCCUGGCUGUUCCAGGUCUCAGCUUGCCCAAAGACACCUUACGUUGUGUUGGAUACCAUGGUUUCUGCUUCCAUUCAAAAUCCUGCCCAGAGCCAUUUGCCGCGUUUGGAACUUGCUUUCGGCGUCAGAAAACCUGCUGCAUAGACACGACAUCAAACUUCCAUACUUGUCAAGACGAGGGGGGUCAUUGUGUACCUCCAGAAAUCAAAUGUCUGCAAGAACAAGUGGGACUUUGCCCUCACAGAGAAUGGAAGUGCUGCACAGAAGUGUAA